Molecule: messenger RNA, 1390 nt
Organism: Drosophila eugracilis
Lineage: Eukaryota; Metazoa; Arthropoda; Insecta; Diptera; Drosophilidae
Gene: Elba1
Product: early boundary activity protein 1
Biological process (GO): negative regulation of Notch signaling pathway; positive regulation of neuron differentiation
Cellular component (GO): nucleus
Molecular function (GO): transcription corepressor activity; DNA binding
Source: RefSeq, a predicted model, not a curated record
AUGGAACGACAGCUGCAAGCUCCGCCCGCAGGUAGACGGCGAAUAUCCGAACCGCUGGACACUAAAACAGCGGACAAAGCAUCUGCAAAUAUUUCUCGUCGCCAGCGUUUAGAAUUCGCUCUGACCCUUUUGCCUUAUGAUCCGGAGACUGUUCAGCUCUCCGAGAAGCAGAAAAAGGUGGAGGAAAUCAUUGCCCGACUGCGAACAGAUGACUCAUUUACAGAGGAGGAGAGUGAAGAUGGAAAGAUGCGACGUAUCCAAGAAGCCAACGAAUUUGCCGAUUGCGCCAUGCGUCACAUCGAAAUGACAGACAAUGGCAAGCUAAGCACUCUGGAAACUCUAACUUUGGCUGCUGAGAAACUGCUAAAAUCACAAGGAUCACCGCGAGAUGAGGAUGAGCCAGAUCAGGAUAUUACUGACAUUGUGCGAAGUGUGGAAAAAUCGCAGCUAAUGCGGAACACCAUUAAAGCGGUAAAUGAGGCGCGGCUUAAGCUUCUCCAGCAAUGGGAACGUAGCAAGCGUAAGGCUCUGGAUCUUCUGACCAUCGAGAUCGAGAAGGUGCAAGAAAUGGACCAGGAGCAAGAGGAAGAGCCAGAACAGGAGCAGGAGCAAGAGCAGAGUUCGGAGCCCUUUGAUGCCUUCCGCGACGGCGCCGAUGACCACAACACGUCCACGCCGAAAACCAACGACGAGGACCUUUGUUUGGAUGAUGAUGAUGAAGAUUAUGUUCCAGGUGAGGAAGAACCAGCGGUAAACAAGAGGAAGCGCAUUAAGAAGCCGGUAACUUCCACGCCGCAUGCCAAGCGCCGGUGUCCGGGUUUCGAAUUUGAUCAAGACAGCGAGUCCCCAAUGGUGAUGAUCGGUCCCAAUGGCACCGAAGUGUCCCGCGUUAGUCUGAGUGCCAUUAACUGGGACAUGACCGGACCCUCUAUUACCAGAAAGCUGCUCUGCGAGAUCUUCGACCGGGAUACUCUGGCUCACCAUACACUCUCUGGAAAACCAUCGCCAGCCUUCAGGGACUGCGCCCGUCCCAGCAAACAGCAACUGGAUCCUCUCAAGGUGGCCGAUCUGGUCUAUCUGAUGACCAACAGCCUAGACAUGACUCCCCGUGAAGUACGAACCGCAAUCACCACGAAAUGUGCCGAUGAAAACAAGAUGCUCCGGUCGCGAAUGCAGCGCAAGUCGAAGUAGAUAAUUCUUUUGGAAUCUGAUAAAUAUUCAAUGUAUAUUGCAGUGAGACUCCUUUUCAUAAUCCUAUAAUAAUUCCUAGAGCAUUUCUUCCCGAUUUUAUAAUGAACUAAGUCCCGGCCCAGCCGAAAACAAGGAGAGCACAAAGUAAAUAAAGUUGCCCAUUUUCUUACCCACAACUUGAUUGGACUUCGUAUGGUUG